This is a messenger RNA of Nilaparvata lugens (brown planthopper), 3442 nucleotides long. RefSeq names its product protein groucho (gene gro). Gene Ontology annotation, molecular function: transcription corepressor activity; protein binding. Lineage: Eukaryota; Metazoa; Arthropoda; Insecta; Hemiptera; Delphacidae. Gene Ontology annotation, biological process: negative regulation of canonical Wnt signaling pathway; regulation of DNA-templated transcription. The transcript has 18 exons. The coding region runs from base 177 to 2393 and encodes 738 amino acids. Gene Ontology annotation, cellular component: transcription regulator complex; nucleus. The record is from RefSeq and is a predicted model, not a curated record.
UUCACAGAACAAGCGUGAAAAGCAGUAGUGCUCUAUGUUAGCGUCUUCUGCGAAUUUAAAUUAACGUGUUCAUAAUGUGUGGUUAUUGGGCAACAAUGUCGAUUAUUUAUUACGAUGUGUAUCAGUUUGUGUGAAAGUGUUUGGUUGUGUGUGUUUCUAGUGAUGAGGUGUGUUCUAUGAACAUGUAUUCGGCACCGAGGCAUCCAUCAGCUGGGGGUGCUCCACCUCCAGGAGGGCAACUGAAGUUUACCAUAGCUGAAACAUGUGAACGAAUCAAGGAAGAAUUUAACUUCUUGCAGGCACAAUACCAUACGUUAAAAGUUGAAUGUGAAAAACUAGCGGGAGAAAAGACUGAAAUGCAAAGGCAUUACGUUAUGUAUUAUGAAAUGUCAUAUGGACUCAAUGUGGAAAUGCAUAAGCAAACUGAAAUAGCUAAACGGUUGAAUGCAAUAAUAGCUCAAGUUUUACCCUUCUUAGCACAAGAGCAUCAACAGCAGGUGGCCACAGCUGUAGACCGGGCGAAACAGGUCACCAUGUCUGAGCUCAAUGCUAUAAUUGGGCAACAGCAGCAGCAGGGACUGCAACAAUUACUACAACAGAUGCACGCCCAGCAGUUGCCGCACUGUCCACCAGGCGGAGGUCCUCCGGGGGCGGCAGCCGGCCUACUCGGAUUCCCGCCAGGGGCGGCACUUCCGCCGCAUCCCGCCUCGCUGGUGAAGGCGGCAGAAAUGCACGCGGCAGCUGCUGCCGCUCACGCCGCCUCACGAGGUGCUGCCUCCGCCGCCGCCGAAGCGGACGUUAAACCGCCGACCAUGGCUGAUGAUCGACUGAGAAGUCCAGCAGCAUCACCUUCCGAAAAGUAUAGAACUAGAUCUCCAGACCAUGACUCAAAACGACGAAAACAUGACAAACUACAAUCACAUGACAGUGAUGGGGAGAAGAGUGACACCGAGUUAGUAGUGGAUGUCGCAAACGAAGAGACAGACUCGCCCCACCAUAAUGGCGACAUCAGGGAGAACGGAUCGGAGAAGGUGAUUGGGGUGGCUGGCAUCAAGAUGGAGCGACCUGGUAGUCGUAGCGGAUCCUGCAGCUCCAACAGGAGUACUCCCUCCCUCAAGAGCAAAGAUAUGGACAAACCCCCUACUCCGGUGUCGAAGGCAACCACCCCUACCCUGCCACCCCUGUUACCCGGGGCACCGGGGCCCAGCAAAGGGGGGCCCCCAGUGGGCGGGGCACCUCCCCCUCUGCUGAUGGGGGGCCCCCCGGCGCCCCCUUUCGCCCGCGGGGCCAAUGCCAACGACCCCUACAAUGCAGCUAACCCUUACAUUAGGCCCAACAUGAUGGGAGGAUAUGAUGCUCAUCCACAUGCUAGGUCUGGGACGAACGGUAUUGGAACUCCAGGAGGAAAACCUGCCUACUCAUUUCACAUGAAUGGCGAAGGCCAGCUACAGCCGGUGCCGUUCCCGCCGGAUGCGCUGAUUGGUCCGGGCAUUCCACGGCACGCGCGCCAAAUCAACACCCUGUCUCACGGCGAGGUGGUCUGCGCCGUCACCAUCUCCAACCCCACCAAGUACGUCUACACCGGCGGCAAGGGAUGCGUCAAGGUGUGGGACAUCAGUCAACCCGGCUCCAAGUCGCCUGUCUCGCAGCUUGACUGUCUGCAACGGGACAACUACAUAAGAUCGGUGAAGUUGCUGCCUGAUGCCCGUACUUUGAUUGUGGGAGGAGAAGCAAGUAAUCUAAGCAUCUGGGACUUAGCUACUCCCACGCCCCGUAUCAAAGCCGAGCUUACUUCCAGCGCGCCGGCUUGCUAUGCGCUUGCAAUAAGUCCUGACUCUAAGGUAUGUUUCAGCUGUUGUUCAGACGGUAAUAUAGCCGUUUGGGAUCUGCAGAAUCAGACUUUGGUACGGCAAUUCCAAGGCCACACUGACGGAGCAUCAUGCAUUGAUAUAAGCGCUGAUGGCACCAAGCUAUGGACUGGAGGUCUGGACAACACGGUGCGCUCGUGGGACUUGCGCGAAGGCCGGCAACUGCACCAACACGACUUCGCUUCGCAGAUCUUCUCGCUGGGCUACUGCCCGACAGGCGAGUGGCUGGCGGUGGGCAUGGAGAAUAGCAAUGUGGAAGUGCUGCACGCGCACAAGCCUGAUAAGUACCAGCUGCACCUGCAUGAGUCGUGUGUGCUCUCUCUGCGAUUCGCCGCUUGUGGCAAGUGGUUUGUCUCCACCGGCAAGGACAACCUACUCAAUGCCUGGCGCACGCCCUAUGGUGCCAGCAUAUUCCAGUCGAAAGAAUCCUCCUCAGUGCUCAGCUGUGAUAUCUCGGCGGAUGAUAAAUACAUAGUGACAGGCUCUGGAGAUAAAAAAGCCACAGUUUACGAGGUUAUGUAUUGAGCAGAAAAAUUUAGCGAACUGUACAGCUAUUGAAUAAUAUUCUGCCUCGUAAUACUGGAGAAGCAGAGUGCUAGACGAUAAGAAACACGACCAAGUUCAUUGAUGUAAGGCUCCAAACGUUUCUGACAAAAAUAUUUCGAUUUCGAAGUCAAGUAUUCCUUGAUUAUAAAAAUAUAAUCGUACCUGAGUGUGGGCCUGAAUCCAUUCAUUUCUAUAGUAAGAAUAUUGAGUUAAUAUUGUUAACUAUUUUAAGAAGUUUCCUACUUCUAAAGCCAGAUGCAAUAAAGAAUGAAUUUGAAAAAAAAUAAAUAAAAAGUCUUGCUUGAUAUAGUGAGGUCUACCUUAUAAUGAAAGUGGAGAAAGAUCCUCUAUCUUAUCAAUGCCUUCUAUAGACGGUAGCUGAUGCAGUUUUAUUGAUGUGAUAUUAACUUUUCAUUCUCGUUUUAAAUAAUCAAUGAUAUUUUAUCAAGGAAGAAAUUUUAUUUUACAAUAACCACACAAUGAAUUUUCAUAAAAAGUAUGAAAUAUUUUGUUAAUUAAUUAUUAAUUCGUAAUUAUUGUUAAAAAAUGAUCUAGCAAAGCGAGAAAGAGAUAGCGCUUUCCGCUUUGUUGAAUGAUAGACAAGAAUAGCAAUACCAUUGCUAAUCAAACACUGCCAUUAUAACGUGGACCUCACUGCAGGUGUGAGUACCUGACUGCUCUUGAACUGUAUCCUCGUUCGGAAAUUGUGAGCUGUUUUCGCAUUUAAAUAAAUACACAUUGUAAUGUGACUUUUUACACAAACACCUUGAGGUUGAAAUUAAUAUUAAGGAUUUGAAAACAAUAAUGGUGUCAUGUAUCAAUUCCAACAGCUUUGAAUCAUUUCAACAUACAGGGUGGGUGAAAAGUACGAGAACGGCUUAAUAUCUCAUACACUAUGGUAAUUUGAUGAUGGGUGUGAUUGAGAUCCUACUUAAAUUUAAAAUACUACUUUUCUAUGACUUCAAAAAUCUGGUCCGCCAUUUGGAUCCACCAUACUGAAUGCAACUUUUUUUUUUAAUAGGAAGGUG